Messenger RNA from Cryptomeria japonica (Japanese cedar), 2921 nucleotides. Its product is annotated as bifunctional cis-abienol synthase, chloroplastic-like. The transcript is spliced from 5 exons. Gene Ontology annotation, molecular function: terpene synthase activity; magnesium ion binding. Gene Ontology annotation, biological process: diterpenoid biosynthetic process. NCBI's taxonomy places the organism in Eukaryota, Viridiplantae, Streptophyta, Pinopsida, Cupressales, Cupressaceae. Bases 1 to 738 code for a protein of 245 amino acids. The record is from RefSeq and is a predicted model, not a curated record.
AUGCUUGUUAUCUCCCCUUUGUUUAUUCAAAAUGGCCCGCAUUUUGUUUUCUCCCCUCAUUUCGGUUUGAGGCUAGCACUAAAUCCCGAGGAUGGAUUCAAACAAAAGUCCUCGCCUUUUGGAAAUUACUCGCGCACAAAGAGUCCCGCUUUAACGAUAGCUCACAGGGAGCGUCAAAUCAAUCCUAAUUACAGGAAGCCAGAUUAUAUUCAUUCUGUUCCAAUAUCUAACGAGGCUCCUUUGGAUGAGAUAGAUAAGAGAAUAGAGGCAUUGGUUGCAGAGUUCAAAAUGCUCUUUAAUUCGAUGGAAGAUGGGGAAAUAAGUCCCUCUGCAUAUGAUACUGUGUGGGUAGCGAGAGUUCCUGCCAUUAAUGUCUCCGGUGCACCCCAGUUUCCCCAAAUGGUGGACUGGAUUCCUCAGAAUCAGUUACUGGACGGUUCCUGGGGAGAGAAGAGUCGUUUUUUGUCGUGUGGUAGACUACUCAACACUCUUGCCUGCGUAGUUACUCUAACUAUCUGGAGCGUUGGUAACGAUCAAGUGAACAAAGGUCUUUAUUUCUUAAGGACAAAUACAGAAGUUAUGAUUAGAGAAGCACUUGGUCAUCAUCAAUCCAAGGGAUUCGAAAUGGUCUUUCCUGCACUAAUGAAUGAAGCCAAACUUUUGGGUUUGGAUCUUGCUUAUGAGCUGUCUAUCAUAAAGCAUAUAAUCGGAAAGCGGAACUCCGAAUUGAGAAAAUAAUCUGUUGAAGAGCUACACAGCCAUCCCUCAAAAAUGUUCCAGUGUCUGGAAGGGAUACAAGAAAUAGUCGAUUGGAAAAGUGAGAAGAAUUAUCUACGAUAUUUGAGGAACCUUGUUACAAAGUUUGGAGACGAUGGUAAUUCAUGUAUUUCAUACUCGCAAGCACUAUUGAUUGAAUAUUGGAUUCUAACACUCAAAUGUUCACUAGAUUGUAUUUAAUACUCGUAAGCGUUUGAGAGCGAUAGAUAUGUUAGCGCACAGAGAAAAGUUUACAAGAUAGUGUUGAAUUUCUUGGGCUUGAACGCCAUUUCGAAACGGAGAUUAAACAAGCCAUGGAUUAUGUGUUCGAGUGAGUAAUAGUAUCUCCAUUGUUGUGAUUUUUAAAAUAUAAGUCAAGAUUAUUUUGACUUCUCACUUUGGAAACGUAUGGUAGGUACUGGGGCGAAAGAGGCGUUAGAGAUAUUGAUCUCACUUAUGGUAGGUACUGGGGCUUCAGGCUUCUCAGGAUUUUCGGCUACGGUGUAUCUUGUGUUAUACACAUGAUUUGGAUGAGCACUCAUUCAAAUCUUAAUCGAGUGUUUAAUUUCCAGAAUUAUCCGAUCUUUCUUAAUCUCUAAUAAUUUCAAAUGGCAGACGUUCUGCAAAACAUGAAAGGCGAGGCUGACGAGAUUUGUAAGCUGUCUGGUGUUGAAAAUGGCGCAGGAAUAACCGCUAUAUUGAACCUGUAUAGAUGCUCAUAGCUUAAUUUCCCAGGCAAAAAUGUAAUGAGAGAUAUAGGAGCAUUUAGAAAAGAUUCUUCCUGAUAGCAUUCUCGAGAAGCUUGACUUUUGAGGCGACUUUCUCACAGGAUGUCGUGUGUCUCACAGGAUGUCGUGUGAACGAUUUUAGAACUUUCCAGGUGAGCCUCACUUUGCCUCCCUUCAUUUGAACACAUUCUAAACACGCUUGACAAUGUUAUUUAGGGCGAAGUAGAUCACGGGGAGUUGGCUUCCUUCGUACAACGUUACAUUAAUGACCAUCCUGGAUGCACUGAAUUAUCUGGAAGGGUUGAACGAAGAGGCCCUUGUUAGUUUAAAAUAAAUAAACAGAGAAGAACAUGAGAUAAACACAAAAUAGUAGAAAAGAAAAUCUUCAAACAACGAAUACUUCAAACCCUCUUUUUUUUCAGCCGAAGUCUCCUCCUUUUUCCAGCCAUCCCACCAAUGAAUAUGGCAUUUUGUUUUAAGUUUUGCUUGCACAAUUUUACUCUCCACCGAGUCUAAAUUUGCAAGAAAAUUUUUGAUGACUGAAUCAAUGUCUUCAUAUUUUGGCUGCCUUUUAGCCUUCUCGAGAAACCAACAAUUUCUUUUGACGUGGCCUCGCUUGCCACAAUACCAGCAACUAAUUUCUCUAACUUCGAACUUUUGCAUCUUCUCGAGAAUUUUCAAUCCUUUAUCUAUCUACCUUUCCGUCUCUACUCAAUCACUUCACCUAAGCUCUGAUACCAAUUGUUAGUUUAAAUUAAGCAGACAAGAAAAGAUAUGAGACACAAGAUUCAACGUGGUUCACCACUAAGUGGCUACAUCUACGAGAAACGCAGGGAGAAUUCUUAUUAACCAAUAUCCAAUUACACAGUACAUCAUGUAUGGGUUGCACACAGCCAUUUAUAUAAACAUAUCAAAUAUGAAAUGAAGAGUCUUCUGGGGAAGACAAAUAGCCACGUGACUGUUGGGCUUCAUAUACCCAACAACCCUUACUAAAUUGAUCUACCACUUUCUAAUGCAUAUAGACAUAGCCAAGCGUUACAGAACAUUUAUUUUCAACACGGCCAAGGUAAUGAAAGUGAUUUACAGGAAAGAAGACAACUUUCUAAAUGUUGCCGAAGACCUGGAAGAUUCCAUUAAAAAGUCUCUUUACGAACCACUAGUGUAAUAGAUUACAGUAAUGAGUUCUUCAAAUUCUAGCUUACCCUAUAGCAUAAAAUGCUUAUUCAAUCGGUUCAUAGAACUUUGUGCGAAUAUGAUGGGCAUUAUAUUUGGGUAUGGUAGGUGGCGAAAAAACAUAGCCCUAUUUUGCCACUUCUUUGAGGUAACAAUGUAUUUGUGAAUUUUAUAUUUGUAAUGGUCACAAUUAUGUAGCAUAUCUUUUUUAUCUUAUUCUUUUGAGUUCACUUUCACUAAAGUGCAUUAUUUUAUUAAAAAUAA